Messenger RNA from Fukomys damarensis (Damara mole-rat), 1612 nucleotides. RefSeq names its product lysosomal associated membrane protein family member 5 (gene Lamp5). Lineage: Eukaryota; Metazoa; Chordata; Mammalia; Rodentia; Bathyergidae. The record is from RefSeq and is a predicted model, not a curated record. Gene Ontology annotation, cellular component: membrane. Bases 85 to 927 code for a protein of 280 amino acids. The transcript is spliced from 6 exons.
CCACUCCAGCGGCGUCUUUGAGGGAUUCCCUCCCGGGCCGCCUCUGCAGCAUCACUUCUGGCUCCGCUGGCGGCAAGUGAGAGCAUGGAUCUCCGAGGAAGAGCCCUUUUCCAGGUUGACAGACUUCCAGUUAUCCUCGUGCUGUUCAACAUAAUGGCUCAAGUUAUGGCAGAACAAGAAGUGGAAAAUCUCUCAGGCCUUUCCACUAACCCUGAAAAAGAUAUUUUUGUGGUGCGGGAAAACGGGACGACGUGUCUCAUGGCAGAGUUUGCAGCCAAAUUUAUUGUACCGUAUGAUGUGUGGGCCAGCAAUUACGUCGAUCUGAUCACAGAACAGGCUGACAUCGCGCUGACCAGGGGAGCCGAGGUGGAGGGCCGUUGUGGCCACAAUGAAUCGGAGCUGCAGGUGUUCUGGGUGGAUCGCGCCUACGCACUCAAAAUGCUCUUUGUAAAGGAAAGCCACAACACCUCCAAGGGACCGGAGGCCACGUGGAGGCUGAGCAAGGUGCAGUUUGUUUACGACUCCUCUGAGAAGACUCACUUUAAAGAUGCAGUCAGUGCUGGAAAGCACACAGCCAACUCGCAUCGCCUCUCUGCAUUGGUGACCCCAGGUGGGAAGUCCUAUGAGUGUCAAGCUCAGCAAACCAUCUCUCUGGCCUCCAGUGAUCCCCAGAAGACUGUCACCAUGAUCCUGUCUGCAGUCCACAUUCAACCCUUUGACAUCAUCUCAGAUUUUGUCUUCAGUGAAGAGCACAAAUGCCCGGUGGAUGAGCGGGAGCAGUUGGAGGAAACCUUGCCCCUGAUUUUGGGGCUGAUCUUGGGCCUUGUUAUUGUGGUAACACUGGUGAUUUACCACAUCCACCACAAAAUGACUGCCAACCAGGCUCAGAUUCCUAGGGACCGAUCCCAGUACAAGCACAUGGGCUAGAGGCCAUUAGAAAGGCAUCCUCAAGUCCUGUCUCCACCUGGAUCAGGUAGAACAAAAGAAACACUUUCCACCUUGUACACGGGAUAUACCAGCAUAGCUACAAUCCAGCAGGCCUGGUAUCUGGGGCUUGCUUGGCCUGCGUCCAUGCUUUAACCCAGGGAUGGUGGUUCCUUGGAUUCAUGGGGUGAAUGGCAGCUGUUCUCCCCAUGCUGAGGAGCGAGGAGGCAGGGGGUCAGCCAUCUUUCAUGCUCACGGUAGAUUGGCUUUGACUGUCCAAGGAAUGACAAACCCUACUUGGAGAGGUUUCUGGCCCCAAAGUUUGGAGACUGGAAACACUUCCUUUGGGAGGAAACCUCUUUAAGUUCAGAGGAAGAGGGGGUGCUUUGCCCCUUAGCCUCAGCUGGCUUACCUACACAAUUUUCAAUGCACACUAAAUACAACCUCAUACUCCCUGCAGCAAGAUCCCUGAAAGUGAUCCAUGCUUCUGGCUGGCAUUCUGCAUGUCUAGUGAUUGUCUUGGGAAUGUUUCACUGCUCCCUGCACCCAGUGACUCUGCAGCACAAGAACCUGUUUAAUGUAACUAUGCACAGUUGUUUGGAAUUCAUAAUGUGUCAGGGCCAAAUGAGAGGACCUGAACAAUCAAUUCAUGUGAGUUUGUUUUGAAAAUGAAUUAAAACACAGUACU